UUGCGGCCACGUUUGCGCCACCUACAGCCCGGGAGGGUGGGCGUCAUGGCGGCUUCUGGGCCGCUCCCGGUGACCCAGGACCUGCCCACGUUGCAUGCCAAGUUGCAGGGGCUGCUGCGGUUCCUGAGGGAAGCCCUGUCCAUUUCCAGUGCACAUACGGUGGACUUCUACACAGAGUCCGUGUGGGAGCAAGUGGUCGACUUGCCCCCGGAGACAGUGCUGGCGGUGCUGAGAUCGGCGGCGGCGGCGGAGGCCCAGCCCUCGGAGGCGCGCCUCCAGGUGGAAGCCGAGAGUGGAUCAGAUACUACUGAUUUUCCGAAAAUAUUUUGUGAAACUUCCCAGAAGCUGGUGAGUGUGGAAGCCUUUGCUCUGGCUGCUAAAUAUUAUUCUGUACAAAACUUGGGAAUAUGUACUCCUUUUGAACAGUUGCUUGUAGCCCUUCGUGGAAAUCAAAAACAGAGAACUGAUGAAAAUGUGAAGCCAGAUGAGUUUAUGAAUUUGAAAAAAUCUCAUGAAGUUCAGGCAAUGUCAGAGCUCAUCAGCAGUGUUGCUGAUUACUGUGGAAUAAAGCAGAUAAUUGACCUGGGUUCUGGAAAAGGCUACCUAAGCUCCUUUUUGUCCUUGAAGUAUGGCUUAAAAGUUUAUGGAAUUGAUUCCUCAAAUACCAAUACUCAUGGAGCUGAGGAGAGAAACAGGAAACUGAAGAAACAUUGGAAAGUCUAUCGUAGGCGGUCAAAAUUAGAUGUCAAUGGACUGGCAUUACAAAUGACAAAAGAAAGGAAAGUGCAAGAUGAAAUUAAAUUUAAAGCCGAUAUUGAGGGAGUAUGUAACAGCAGUACUGCAAAUCAAGAAAAGAUGUCGACCUCGGACUUUCUGCAAGAUUUUUCAGGCUCUGUAAUUUCUAACAUCAGAAAACAAAUGGAAAACCUACAUGUUUACUCACAUCGAGAAGAAAAUUUGUGUUUUGAAAAUGCCUUUUCUCUUAGGGACCUUUUGCCUAUUAAUGCCAUAGAACCUACUUCUUCAUCCCAUAUACCCAAGAGAAAAAUGUCUGAAGCAAAUAAAGAGAGAAGAAAAAUGACAUCAAAGUCAAAUGAAUCCAAUAUAUAUUCACCUUUAACAUCUUUUAUCACUGCUGAUUCAGAACUACAUGAUAUUAUUAAAGAUCUGGAGGAUUGUUUGAUGGUAGGUCUGCAUACUUGUGGUGAUCUUGCUCCAAAUACUCUGCGAAUAUUUACUUCCAAGUCUGAAAUCAAGGGAGUUUGCAGUGUGGGUUGUUGCUACCACCUCUUAUCUGAAGAGUUUGAAAACCCACAUAAAGAAUGUACCCAAGAAAAGUGGGGAUUUCCAAUGUGCCACUAUUUAAAGGAAGAGAGAUGGUGCUGUGGCCGGAAUGCCAGAAUGUCAGCAUGUUUGGCACUGGAGCGCGUUGCAGUCGGCCAAGGGCUGCCUACUGAAUCACUCUUCUAUCGUGCCGUACUUCAGGAUAUUAUUAAAGAUUGUUAUGGCAUCACCAAAUGUGAUCGGCAUGUUGGUAAAAUUUAUUCCAAAUCCUCUUCCUUUCUGGAUUAUGUCAGAAAGUCUCUAAAGAAGCUUGGAUUAGAUGAGUCCAAGCUGCCAGAAAGAAUUAUAAUGGACUACUAUGAGAAGUACAAGCCUAGAAUGAAUGAGCUGGAGGCUUUUAAUAUGUUGAAAGUUGUUCUGGCUCCUUGCAUAGAGACAUUGAUUCUUCUGGAUCGGCUUUGCUACCUGAAAGAGCAGGAUGAUAUUGCGUGGUCUGCACUCGUGAAGUUGUUUGAUCCUGUGAAAUCUCCCAGAUGUUAUGCCAUUAUUGCACUGAAGAAGCAGCAGUGAUUUCAAUUGAAGCAAGGUUUCCUCAUAUGUGUCAAUUCCUGUGAGAAGCAGUGGCUGAUAUUCUGCCCACACUUCCACCGCCACCCAGGCGAGGAGUAAGAACAUCAUCUAGGUGGCUGCCAUGUGGAGAGCACAUGAACAGUACGUUACCAGGCCUACUUCCUUAUCUGCCUGCAAUUCUGUGCCGAAAUGACUCAAAGGCAGGAACCGUGAGAAACACCACUGAAUCUCCAGAUUCUGACAUGGAGCAUUGUUCAGUCUCACAUGUUUAAUUAAGGUUUAUUGAACCUUUAUAAUAUAAAAUAUGUUAUAUAUCGUAAUUAUAUAUGGUAUAAGAUGAAAUAACCCAAAGCUUGUAAUAUUGCAGUGUUCUAAACUGAAGCGUAAAAGACGCUCUGAAUGGACCUCUCAGGCUGGAGGACAGCCUAAGCAGUAGGUCUAUGAAAUGGGAAUACAGAGGGCAGAGCUAAACCAUUUCUGUGCCAGAGACCCCUUGGGCCCCUUCUCAAGCAAUGUUUUUUAACAUAUAGUAAAAUACAUAAUUUGACAAAGGAAGCAAAUCAUAUAGAGAUAGUUAAUAACAGAGCUUUUAAAAAUGAUAAUUUAGUAAUAUGUGUGUUUAUUACUCAUUAAAUAACAAGAUCAAGUAGCAGUUCUAAAAACUACUAUGGGGACUUCCCCGGUUGUCCAGUGGUUAAGAAUCUGCCUUCCAAUGCAGGGGACGUGGGUUCGAUCCCUGGUCAGGGAACUAAGAUUCCACGUGCCACAGGGCAACUAAGCCCACAUGCCACAACUAGAGAGCCUACGUGCCAUAACUACAGAGCCCACGUGCUGUAACUACAGAGCCCACAUGCUCUGGAGCCCACUCAGUCACCACAACUAGAGAGAAGCCCGCACGCCGGAAUGAAGAGCCUGCGUGCUGUAAUGAAUGAUCCCAUGUGCCGCAACUAAGACCCAACACAGUCAAAAACAAACAAAUAAAUAAAUAUUUUAAAAUAAAUAAUAAAAACUACUAUGAUUUUGAAGUAACAAUAGAUGUGAGCAAUAUUUGAAGAUAUCGGCCAUAGCUGUAAUGUGACAUGAAAAUAUCUGCACCUUCUAUUGGCAAGAGCUUCAGGUACUGCCAGUCAUACUGAGGUUUUUUGUCCACGUUUAUAAUAGAAGGAAACACUGAAUUUCAUUCAGAGGUUAGUGAAAAUAAAGAAAUAGGUUUUCUCCAAGAUCCAUGAUCAUGGAUGCCCUGAAUUCUAUCUGUGGAUUCCCUGGGUUCAGUAUACCCUCUACCUGUAGAACACAGGAAAACAGACCACCUAAAAUAACAACUAUGAAUAGCAAUUCUUCCAUAUUUAGAGGAAUGAUAUCUCCCCAAAUCAGUGUAAGCCUCCACCUACACUAUAUGAUAAACAACUAUUUCAGGAGUACUUAGGUUUAUGAAGGAUAUCAGUAUUCCUUUAUAUAUUUAAAAUGUAAAAUUUUAUAAGGCUUACUAUAAAAUUAUAGUGAUCAAGAGUGUGAUAUUUGUUUAAAGACAGUUAAAUAGGUGAAUGGAACAAACUAAUGAGUUAAGAAAUAGGCCCGCAUAUAUAUAGGUGGUUGAUUCUCAACAGAGGUGUCAAAGCUAUUCAAGGGGAAAAACACUCAUUUCAACAAGUGGUGCUAACAAAUAAUUAGGUAUCAAAAUGAAAAAAAAAAAUCUCAACCCUUACCACGUAUCACAUACAAAAGGUUACUUGAAAUGGAUUUUAGAUCUAAAUGUAAGAGAAAACUAAAAACCUAGAAUAGAAUGUAGGAGAAAAUACUUUAGUUAAGGAACGGCUCCUUAGGACACAAAAAAACAUAAACCAUAAGCAAAAAAUCUGACAAAUUGGUCUUCAUCAAAUUUAAAAUGUCUGCUCUUGAAAAGACACUUAAGAAAAUGAAAAGCAGGAUACAGAUUGGUAAGAAAUAUUUGUAAAGCACGUUCCUGAUAAAGAGCUUAUCGGCAGAGUAUGUAAAUAUUAAAACAAAAACUCAGCAAAAAGAGAGGCAAAAGAUUUGCACAAAUAUUUCACCAAAGAAGAUAUGCAAACAGCAAUGAACACAUGUAAAACUAUUCAACAUGAUUAAUCAACAGGAAAAGAUGAAUUAAAAGGAGAUAACCACUACACACCCAUUAGAAUGGCUAAAAUUAAAAGGAUUGAUAAUACUAACUGUUGGAGACAAUGUAGAACAACCCGAGCUUUAAAGAUUGCUGAUGGAGAUGCAAAUGAUACGGUUAUUUUGGAGAACAGAUUUUUAUAAAGUUAAACAUACCAUAUGACCCAACAAUUCCAUAGAUGUUUUCCUAGGAGAAAUGAAAACAGAGGUCCAUACAGCAAAUGUUAAUUGUUGCUUUAUCCAUAAUAGUCAAAAAUCCAUCAACAGCAGAAUAGAUAAAAAUAUUGUGGUACAUUCAUACAAUGGAAUACUUCUCAGCAACAGCUAGCAAUGAACUGCUGCUACCAGCAACAACAUGGAUGAAUUUCAAAAGCAUUACAGUAAGUGGCUAAGCAAAAUAAGCUAGACACCUGCUGUACAUGCUGUAUUUAUAUGUCAUUUAUACAACAUUCUAGAAAAGUCAAAACUGUAGAAACAGAAAACAGAUCAGUCACUGGUUGCCACUGGGCUGUGGGUGAAGGGAAGAAUUGCCUACAAAGGGGCAUAAGGGAACUUUCUGGGGUGAUGAAAAUGUCCCAUAUGUUAAUUUGGGUGGUGAACACACAACUUGCAUGUGUGUCAAAAUUUAUUGAACUGCACUUUAAAAGGGUGAAUAUUAUUGCAUGUGACUUGUAUCUCAAUAAAACCCGGCUUUUAAAAAUUCUAAAGUUUUAUCAAAGAGAAAUGAUAAAUGAUAUUUUGUUACUAGAGCUAAAUUGUCAUGUUAAAGAAUCCAAAAUCAGGAUUUUCCACCCAAAAUGAAAGGCACUUGUCCAUACUCUAAAUACAGAGAGGAACAGAUGUAUUGGCUCAGUAUCUUAUUGGUUUUGUAUGCCAUUUGGAAAUUGGAUUGUUUUGACAAAUUACUUGCUAGCCAGGAAAAGCAUUAAGGGAUUAUUUGUCCACUGUGAUUUCAGAUUUUCCCUAAUGAUAAAAUCAUUUGAAAUAAGAGGGCAGCCAAAGUAGUUUUACUCAGGGAGAUAUUAUUUCAUACAUAGACAUGUCAGAAACAGCAUAAGCAAGAAAAGGAGAUUACUCCAAUUUUUAUUUUAACUUCAAGUGUUAUAAAUAACAGCAGCAAACAAUUUCAAUGCUAAAUAGCACAAAAUUCAGAUUUCCUUUUAAGAGCUUCUCAACUUAAAGACUUGAAAUCAUUUAUUAAUGUGGGUGUUGUAAACUUCACGUUGCAAUUUGAAUCUUUACUUCUCAAUGCAUUUUUUUAAUAAGUUUAUUUAUUUUACUUUUGGCUGUGUUGGGUCUUCAUUGCUGCGGGCAGGCUUUCUCUAGUUGCAGCAGGCGGGGGCUACUCUUCAUUGCAGUGCACGUGCUUCUCAUUGCGGUGGCUUCUCUGGUUGUGGAGCACAGGCUCUAGGCACAUGGACUUCAGUAGUUGCAGCACAUGGGCUCAGUAGUUGUGGCUAACGAGCUCUGGAGCGCAGGCUCAGUAGUUGUGGCGCAUGGUCUUAGUUGCUCUGCGGCAUGUGGGAUCUUCCCAGACCAGGGAUCGAACCUGUGUCCGCUGCAUUGGCAGGCAGAUUCUUAACCAUUGUGCCACUAGGGAAGCCCUCAAUCCACCUUAAUACCUACUUUAAUGCUAUUUGAGGAUACCAUCAGAUUAUAUCGUUGAUUUUACUUGUUUAUGGGCUCUAAUGUCUUCCUACUGUUCUAUAGAACAUUUUGCUUUAAUAGAAUUCUAUGUAUUUCAAGAAUUUCUUUGCAGAUAAGUGGUGUGUCCUUCAAUAAAGCAAAGAAAAACUUUAAAAUCUUCAUUAAAGCAAUAUUCUUCAUUUAUUUGUUCAUAGAACAUUAACAUUAUCUUCCUUAUCUAAAAGAACUCUUUUCUCAACUGCAGUUCAUAGGAUGAAGACCCACCACUUAUUUUAAAUGAGCUUCUGUGUAACUAUCAAAUUAAAUGAAUUAAUAUUUACCUUUGUGCUUUUUAAAAGUAUUGUCAUAACAUUGGUUGUUUUAAUGCACUAGCGGUAGAUAGUUUAGUUUAUUUUUAUAUUCUAUGGUUUUUUUUGCCAGAAAGACUAACUAAACUGCUAGAUUAGUGCAUAUUUUUAUAUUUUUCUGCAGAUAUACUUGAUCUCUGAGUAAUUAUUUGCUGUAUUCACAUGAGGUUUAUUCUUUUGUAUCUCUAGGUCUACUGCCAUCUAACACACUAGCUGCUAGCCACGUGGGAUUAUUUAAAUCAGUUAAAAUGAAAUGAAAUAAAAUUAAAAAUUCAGUUCCGUGCUCACACCAGAGAAAUUUCAUGUGCUCACCAGCCACAUGUGGUCCGUGGCUAUCCUAUGGAGCAUUCCCAUCAUCACAACAGUUCUAGUGAACGGCGCUGGUCCAGAUCAGGGUCAGAAAACUUUCUUCUCGUAGGGCCGGAUAGUAAAUAUUGUAGAGUUUAUGGGCCAACAGGCAAAACUGAGGUUACUGUUUAGGCACUUAUAUAACCAUUUGAAAAGUAGAUUUAUUUUAAAAUGGAAAAAACCUUCUUAACUUGCAGGCGGUGAAAAGCAGGCAGUGGGCUGGAGUUGAGCCAUAGUUUGCCCAGCACUGGUGCCAGUCAUUCAGUCCUUUAUCCAUUAAGAACAUCUUUUUUGAACAGAUCUGUGUUUUAAGUGCUGGACUAAAUAUUAAGUUUAGCAUAGUGAACAAGAAACAUAGUCUCAGCUUUCACGGAGUCCAGAACGUAACAGGAAAGGCACUACAACAAAAAUUACACAAUUAAUUAGUCAAUUAUUAUAAUUUAACAAAUAAAAUGAAGGAGCUAAACAGGAUUUUAUGAAAGGAAGUAACAGGGGAACCUAAACUGGUGUAAAAGAUUGAGUUGAUUCUAAAAAUUAUCUGCAGCUAACAUUAUAUUUUUAAUGUAUAGCAACUAUUUAGACUUUCCAGCUGACCCAUGUGAAGAAAGCACUGUAAAAAUUAAUAAAUCUAGAUAAUAUUUCUAAGUGGGCUGAUGUUCAAAUCUAUUAAUUCUUACAUGCCAUCUGUUUUAUAUGUGAAUGAUAGAAAUUAUAUUUGCUAAUAUCACAUUUACUGAUGUUUGGUAUUUUAUUUUCCUCUACUAGCAUCUUUUAUUAGAAUAAAAGUGUAUAAAUUAAAUGCUUCCUUGUAACUAGAAAAACUUGCCAUGGACUAACUCCCCAAAUGGCCCCAAUUUUCUAUUAAUUCUUUAUAUCAAAAUUCAAAUUGAACCCGUUGUUAAAGAAAACAAUGUGAUGCAUAUAAACCUAGGCUACUUUGACAGAUAUUUUUUUAGAACAUACGACUUCUUUUCAUUUAUGAGAACUCAGUAUACAUAAUCAGCACAACAAAACAAAAUAAAAAUAUACACUAUACUGUCUUCCCAUAUAAUGGCAGUGUUUCUCAAGAUUAUAUUUGAUUUUCUGAGGUCUUUAUGGCACUUUGCAGCUCUUUUAAAUGUGACCUUUUUUAUGGUGGUGUCAAGAGCUUGCUGUAAAUCUAAAUAUUUAAUCACUGAGCACGUGAGAGAGAGUUGAGUGAGCAGAAGCCAUUCUAAAUUGAGCACACACCUUGAAUGACAAAUAGGCCAAACUGAAAUUGUUUAUAGAUUAAAUCAUGUGCCUUAUAUCUGCUUUGUUUCAAUAAAUAAACCCCAAACUUAAAUGCAGCUGAUUAUACAUCAAGAUGAGGACAAAAUAAAGGGGAUAAAAUAUUUCCUAAAACUCCAUUUUCAUGACAUGGAGUUUAAUUCUUCAAUUUCACUGAAAUUAACAGAUCCUGCUGACUCAGUUUUAAGCUGUUCUUUUAUGAUGACAAAUGAUGUACAGCAAGAAACUAGAAUUUGACCUUCCCUUCGCAGCUUCUUAGAACAGUGCAUAUUAGAAUAAUGCCAAGAAGAGUGGGGUUUAAAAACAAAUUUAAAAAUCGUGACUGAAUCCAUCAAGAAAAGAUUCCAUAUGUGACUCACUAGCUGCAGCGCUGCUUUUCUCUCACCUUUGCACAAUUUCAGCGCAGAGCUGCUCUGUUAUUCUGUAACGCACUUCAUGCAAAAAUUAAGGAUUCUGGCUCCCUCAAGGCAAAUGUCCUCAACUCAUGUUUACUGAGUAAGAAGAAGAGUCAUAUCUAUUUAACUCAGAGUGUUGAAGGCCUAGCACAGAAAUCAGGUCUUAAUGUCAUCGGGGAUGGAGUCAAAUUGACAACUGGCACACAUUUUCCUCGUGAACCAUGGAACUUCUAGGCAUCCAAUGGUAAAUCUGUAGAUGAGCUCACCCUGUGCUUCCAUCUGAGGUUCCUUCAGUCUCCAGGAAGGAGCUUCGCUCUGGUUCACUACACAGCACCAUCACUGCUGAACCCGGUGCCCUUCUGCUGGUUCCCGUUUGCUUGAACUUUUGACACAGGAAUUGGUGCUGGUGCAGAGGUGGACGGGCAUCAUAAUCGGCUGCUGGAGUCAUAGGAGGUGAUGAAGUAGGAGGAAUCGGCCGUCUCAGAUCUGCUCCACCCUUCAUUUCUGUAUAGAAUCUGUGUCAGCUGGAUCCCGAUGUCCCAAUCCUGAUUCUUGAGAUCUCAACCAUAUCAAAACGUCUUUGGGCACAACUCAGGUUCUCUACUUGCAUUUCAAAUGUUCCACUGUUAUCAUCUAUCUCUGAGACCCUCCAUGUUUCCCUUUGAUUCCUCUAGCCCCAGAAGAAAGCUGAAAGAUUUGCUAGGAUCUCUUUCCCCCAGUAGAAGCUCUCUGGCUCAGCCAAGAUCAAUGCUCAGACCUUAAAGAAAAUGAUGACCAACAGCUGCCAGCUUAUUUCAGGAAGUGAUUGUCCUCUUUCUGGAAUUUUUGUUUAUGCCAUUUCCUUACUUUCUGAUAUCUUUUAAAAUAUGUGCUUUUUUUUUGUAGUUUAUUUGCCCUUUUUUUGGUGGUUGCAGUAAAAGUGUUGGUUUGCUGUGACCUACUACAUCCUGCCCAAAAGCAGACCUAUUCAAGUUACUUUUAAGAUGCUGGUAUAUGUCUACUCGACCUCAUUAACACCUCUGUUCUGUACAGCAAAGGGGAAACCUGUGACAAGGUAGCUUCUUUGGUGAGGGGUUAGAAAUGAGUAUAAAAGUAUGCUUUAGGGCUUCCCUGGUGGCGCAGUGGUUGAGGGUCCGCCUGUCGAUGCAGGGGACGCGGGUUCGUGCCCCGGUCCGGGAGGAUCCCACGUGCCGCGGACCGGCUGGGCCCGGAGCCAUGGCCGCUGAGCCUGCGCGUCCGGAGCCUGUGCUCCGCAACGGGAGAGGCCACAGUAGUGAGAGGCCCGCGUACCACAAAAAAUAUAUAUAUAUGCUUUAUAGAGUCUGGAAACAAACUCUAAUCCUUUUCAUUGGUAUAUAUUUUAAAAGAUACAACCAAGAGACAUAAAACUUCAAAAAAAUCAAAAACACACAAAAGAGCCAAAGUUGGGCGUUGUCCAAUUACAGUGACCUAUCUUUUUUAAGACAGGAAUUCCUAAUGUCUAUUUAAAUAUAAUUAAUAUAUUGUAUUAAUAUAUUUUAUUAUAUAUAUUUUUAUUAAUAGAAUGUUUAGGAACUCACUUCCCACACUCAUUUCUGUCCUUUCACACUUGGAGUAGCAGACUGUCAACUGAGGAAAAGAUGGAAGUAUGUUACCUGUGUUCACACAUCCCCACCUGUCCCCUGAUAUAUACAUACACCACCCACACGUGCAUACACAGAUGGCACUAAUGGCAAGUAAAUUUUAUCAGCCUACCCUAUUCUGUUGUUUGCUUAAAGGGCACAGAUUAAUACUCUUACCAGUUCUGUGGGUUUUUUUUUCAAGUAAGCUUUUUAUUUUGGAAUAAUUUUAGGUUUACAGAAAAGUUGCAAAAAUGAAGUUCCCGUAUACCUCUCACCCAGUUUCCUCUAAUGUUAAUAUCUUACAUUCAGACCAUGCAUUUGUCAAAACCAAGAAGCCAACAUUGGCACAUUAGUAUUAACUCCAGACUUUAUUCAGAUUUCAAUAGUUUUCCACUAAUAUCUUUUUGUUUCAUGAUCUAAUCCAAGAUACCAUAUUGUGUUAAGUGUUUUGUGAUUGUUUUUUCAAUUGAUGUUUUGUAAAGUUUCGCAUUUUCUUAAUUCAGUGUCCUGUUUGUGCUUCUAUAUAAUCCUUUAGUUUUCAUUUGGGAAUUGUUUUGAGUGCCAAAGUGUCAUGUUUUUCAUACUCCAAACUCCUAGGUAGGCCUCUGAAGACAAUUUGUCCUUUAUUUAUGACACUAUAUAUUAAAGUAACUGAAAAUAUUCAAAAUAAUGCUUACUUUGUGCAGAGUCCAUGAACUCCAACUGGAACACAUAAACGUCAAAUUUGAGCAAUAAAUUUUGAUUGAUUUUGAAAUUCCAUUUAAGGCACUAUUUUUCUGUGUAGAAUCUCAUGGAAAAUAUUUUAAAAUAUUAUAAAAAAUUGUUUCCUAUGGGAUCUGAAAGUUCUUUAGAUAGAUUUUUCAUAGAAUGUCUAAACGAUUUAAAUACCAUUUCAGAUUGUCAGAGUGACGGAUGUUUUUAAAUUAUUUUAUUAACAGUGAUUUAUCACUCAAGUUUACAGUACUCUGAACAUCAUUUUUUUUGCUUCAACUGAACAACUGGCAUUUUUCUGUUUUGUUCUUUUCCUUGUUGUGUACUCUACUCUGGAGCACUUUCAAAUUUCAAAAAAGAGCUUUUAUUUGGGGGCCAUCAGUGAAUGGGCAUGAGCCAUUGUAUUCAAUGAAAUAAGCAUUGUGUGAUUGAAGAAUAACUAAGGGGAUGGAUCAUGGUUCCAUUAAAAGUACCAAGACACUCCUGGAAAAGCUAUGAAAAUAUGCUCUUCCAUUAAGGAAAAGCACUUAUCAAUGCUGCCAGUCCUGGUAAAGAUUGUCUACUAACAUAAAGCAGACAUUUCUUGUAACAUACAUAAGGAGGGCAUUAGGCUUGAUCACAGCAUAAGUAUCUGACAGGUAGGACUCGGACAUCUGAAGGUAACUUUGUAGCUCUCAUCAACUACAGUUGACUGCAAAACUUGGCACCAGUUCAAGGGGGCAGCCAUGCUCUGAUUAAAGGUCUGGGCCUACAGAUCCGUUUGGAAAGGUUUCGCAUUAAGAUGAUUUAGCCUAAAGAGAAAAUUACUGAAGCAUGGGUCCCACACUGGUGACUUGAAAUCUUAUUUUGUUUGGCCCAGACAGUGUGUUUUCUCUGUUUGUUUUUAAUAUUUGAAUUAAUUGCUGAACUCUGAAAUGUUGGGAGGUCACACUACCAAAAUCUGGAUUGCCCUCAUUUCUACAUGUCAGUAAGAAGCUAGAGGUGACGAGCAGGCCCUUUCUCGAUGGGGCACUUCCUCUCCAGCCACACACAGUCCUCACCACACGUGAUUGUCUCCUAGCCCUUCAGCUGCCAGUUACCAUCACUCCUCACACAGCUGUUUUCCUGUGAUGAAAAGGCUCUGUUUCCACGGUGCUCUUCAAAGUAAGAAAAACAGCUGUGUUUGAGAAGGCAGCGUUCCUCAUUCAGCGAUGCUCCCAACCGGCCCUGAGGAUAUUUGACCUUGUGACCCUGGGUAAAAAGGUGAGGUCAUGUUCACCAGAAGGUAACAUCCCACUACCCUGACUUUCAAACUGGAAUUGAGAUAUGAGUCCAAACAUGGUGAUUUUUACCUUUAAAUGACUUUUCCCUUAUCCCCUGCAGUAAUGGCAUAGUGGUUUUAUGCCCAGACACUGCAGCUAGACUACCUCGGUUCAAAUUCCCACUCUGCUACUUAUAAUAACGUACGCUUAGGCCAGUAACUUAACCUUUCCAUUCCUCAGUUUCCUCAACUAUAGAAGGAGGAAAAAGAUAGCACCUACAUCACAGAGUUGUUGCAAGGAUUCCAUGAGCCAGUGUGUGGGAGCACUGGAACCAGAGCCCGGUUCGUGUAAUGUGGCAUUAGGAUUAGCUGGUGCAGUUGUACUCACUUUCUGACUGUGCUAACGUGUAAUUUAUUAUACGUGGCUCACAUUGCCUUCUAAGUUAUAACUCAUCCUGGUGUCUGAUCUCCACCCACGCUCUGCACCUCCAGGGGUCUGUGCCAGCUCUAGGGUUUGGCGGUGCAUUUGCAUUUGGAAGGAGGUAAAUAAGACAGUGAAUAAAAUACAUUCAGAAAUGAUAGGGACCUUAGAGACCACCUAGUCCAAGGGCUGGCAGACUUUUCCUAUAGAGGGCCAGAUUGUAAAUAUUUUGGCUUUGUGGCCAGAUGGUUUCUGUGGCAACUACUCAACUCUGCUGUUGUAGCCCAAAAACCGCCAUAGAUACAGAAUGUAUGGGUGUGGCUGUGUUCCAAUAACUUUAUUUAUGGACACUGAAAUUUGAAUUGCAUUUACUUUUCACAUAUCAUGAAAUAUUCUUCUUCUUUUGAUUGUUUUUCAACCAUUUAAAAAUGUAAAAACCAUUCUUAGCUCACAGGCCAUAAAAAACAGGUGGAAGGCUGAAUUUGGCUGACCCCCAAUCUAGUCCCAAACUUACAAACUCCAAUGCUUUCACCUGGGAAUUCCACCUGGGAAUUUUUGGUUGCAAUGUGAAGCUACCGGGCCCCCACUCCAAACCCACUAAAUAAAAAUCUCCAGGUGGUGGGCAGUGGAAUCUUUACUGUGAACAUGUGUGUGAUCCCCACCAGUGUGCCUCUAGGAACCAUACUUUGAGAAACUACCCACGGCCUUCCAAUAUGGAGACUUCAUGGCCCUCUUCAUAGAUCUAGAAAUGAUUUACAGAGGUUGAAUACAACACGCACCACAUUGCAAAAGUGAAUGGGAUCACUUGUGACCUAAAGUAUUUAAAUGUAUUCCUUACAUUCUAUUAUUUUUUUUUUUUUCAGAGUCUCCUGUUCACAGAGGUCAUUAUUUCCUUUUACUGUGUUGGAAGGAUGUGGUAUCAUCUUGAAAUUACCCUAAAAUCACUGCACAUUAGAGAAAUCUCAUUUUGUGUUUUUUGUCAAUGUAAGAACAUGUGCAUGUUUAUUGACAUCCUUUGUGGUGACAAAAGAAAAAAUCUGAAAAAAAUUUAAAUGGUCUAGUGAAUAAAAUCUGGUGAUGCUUACUUGAAAUUUUAUGCCACUAUGUAAAGAAUGUGUUUGAGCUCACAUC
Molecule: messenger RNA, 13100 nt
Organism: Orcinus orca (killer whale)
Lineage: Eukaryota; Metazoa; Chordata; Mammalia; Artiodactyla; Delphinidae
Gene: METTL25
Product: methyltransferase like 25
Exons: 13
Coding region: 46-1854 (602 amino acids)
Source: RefSeq, a predicted model, not a curated record